AUGAGGUCCCUCAUCGCCCUUGGCGCUCUCGUCAGCGGAGCGGCGGCGCAAGCCGGCGCUUACGCUCAGUGCGGCGGCUCUGGCUGGACCGGCGCAACCACCUGCGUCUCCGGGUACACCUGCACCGUCUCCAACCAGUGGUACAGCCAGUGCCUUCCCGGCUCCGGCUCCAGCAACCCGCCGGCCUCGACGACCUUGGCGACCUCCGUCAAGCCCACUUCCACUGCGGCCCCCGGUGCCGGCAGCUGGAGGUGGUUCGGCACCAACGAGGCCGGCGGCGAGUUUGGCGAGAAGACGCUGCCCGGCACAUGGGGCAAGGAGUUCAUCUUCCCUGACCCUGCCACCAUUACCACCCUCCGCGGGCAGGGCUACAACACCUUCCGCGUGCAGUUCAAGAUGGAACGCCUGACCCCAUCCGGCCUGACCGGCGCCUUCAACACCGCCUACCUCGCGAACUACACCGCCGUGAUCAACCACAUCACUUCCAGCGGUGGCUGGGCCGUGCUGGACCCGCACAACUACGGGCGCUUCAACGACGCCAUCAUCACCGACACGGCGGGCUUCCAGACGUGGUGGAAGAACUUCGCGACGCAGUUCAAGGGCAACGACCACGUGAUCUUCGACACGAACAACGAGUACAACACGAUGGACCAGACGCUGGUGCUCAACCUCAACCAGGCGGCGAUCAACGGCAUCCGCGCCGCGGGGGCGACGCAGUACAUCUUUGUCGAGGGAAACCAGUGGUCCGGGGCGUGGUCGUGGACGACUGUCAACGAUAACAUGAAGGCCCUGACGGAUCCGCAGAAUAAGAUCGUGUACGAGAUGCAUCAGUAUCUUGAUUCGGAUAGCUCUGGGACGUCGGAUGCUUGUGUGUCGACCACGAUUGGUGUUGAGAGAGUCACUGCGGCGACGACCUGGCUGAGGCAGAACGGAAAGAUUGGUAUCCUGGGAGAGUUUGCUGGUGGCGCGAACACGCAGUGCCAGACUGCUGUGAAGGGCAUGCUGGAUUACCUCAAGGCUAACAGCGACGUGUGGACUGGUGCCCUCUGGUGGAGUGCUGGCCCUUGGUGGGGCGACUACAUCUAUUCUUUCGAGCCUCCCAGCGGCACGGGAUACAAGUACUACAACAGCUUGCUCAAGACGUACGCUCCUUGA
Colletotrichum chrysophilum is the source of this 1155-nucleotide messenger RNA. It is a transcript of the gene GH51, whose product is annotated as Endoglucanase gh5-1. Bases 1 to 1155 code for a protein of 384 amino acids. The transcript is spliced from 3 exons. Gene Ontology annotation, biological process: glucan catabolic process. Gene Ontology annotation, molecular function: hydrolase activity, hydrolyzing O-glycosyl compounds; cellulose binding. The record is from RefSeq and is a predicted model, not a curated record. NCBI's taxonomy places the organism in Eukaryota, Fungi, Ascomycota, Sordariomycetes, Glomerellales, Glomerellaceae. Gene Ontology annotation, cellular component: extracellular region.